AAAACAUUAAAAUUAAAUUUUCGCGAACUCCCCAAAACUUACUCUCCUCUAUCGCGCCGCCACCGUUCCGCCCGACGUCUGCUUCGCCACCACGCUCAACAACUUGACGACUUCUUUCUUUUUACAAGAAGCUCCUAAACAAACAUGGAUGGAGUCAUUUUAGGCAUGCCUGGGCCAUGGGCUGAGAGUAAUUAUGAAGAAGCUGAUAUAUAUACUACGAAAAUCGGAGGCAUUCCUGAUUUUCCUAUUCCACUUUUUGAUGAGAAGCCGGAUCUGCUUAAGUGCGUUACGUGUAGGAGCAAUCUUUCUCUCGUUGCCCAGGUCCAUGCUCCUGUUUCGAGUGUGUCUUUGACAAUAGACGAGCGACUAAUCUUCGUUUUUGCCUGUAUGGUUCCAAGGUGUGAGAGCCCCAUCUGGAAAGCACUUCGAGUACAGAAACUUUUAAGCAACAAAGGGGGCGAAUCACCUAAGUCUUCUUCUUGUUGUUCAAAAACUAAUUGGUUGGACGACCUAUGUUCGUUUGACGUUGGAGAAGAGGAUGAUGACAUGGAUAUAGAGGAGUUGAGUAGAGCACUUUCGGAAGCCGCUAGUUUAAAUUCUACUGACGAAAAGCAGAAUAACGUCGCUAAGUCCAGGAAUGAAUAUAUGUCCACUGGUCAAUCAACUAGGUCUAUUGAUAGUAGUAUUCCAGUUUUCCCGUGCUUCUACACAUAUGCUCAAGAAGAGAAGCUAUCCAAAAAAGCUAUUUCCGAAAGCUCUAAGCUCCAAAUCUCCAUUGAAGAGUAUGAGAAAAAUCGUAAAGAUGACUCUGAUGGAGAAACUUACGGAGAGGAGAAAUAUGAAUAUGAUACAGCACUAAAUGCUGAUAGAACUUACCUCAAGUUCAUGAAAAGAAAGGAUGUCUACCCAGAGCAAUGCUUCAGGUACUCUUACGCUGGCAAACCCCUAUUGGCUUCUGGAGAGAUAGGGAAUCCUGGGUCCUGCAAGCUCUGUGGUGGGGCAAGGCAUUUCGAAAUGCAGCUGAUGCCGACAUUGAUAUUCUUCUUGUUGGAGAGAAGCGAUGAUCAACAAAGGAUACCUUUGGAAAAGUUCGAUUGGUUGACUGUGUUUGUAUACACUUGUUCCACGAACUGUGCAGGUGCAGAGUUUCAAGUUAGAUCUGGUGAUGACGAAUGGAUAGUAGCUGAGGAGGCACUUAUAUUCCAGCACGAGUGAAGAGUUGAAGUGCAGUUUAAGUGUUUUUUCUCUCUUUCAUUCUUUCUUUUUUUGUAGUUUUAAUAUUUUGACAAUAUUUGUAUCUUGAGAAAUUUAUUUAACUACAGAGAUUUAAACCGAACAUAAAAAUGCAGUGUAUACGAAUUGAGCUAUCAUUCUUUUAGAAGCUCAUAUCCUUUUGAUA
Salvia hispanica is the source of this 1399-nucleotide messenger RNA. Its product is annotated as programmed cell death 2 C-terminal domain-containing protein. The record is from RefSeq and is a predicted model, not a curated record. NCBI's taxonomy places the organism in Eukaryota, Viridiplantae, Streptophyta, Magnoliopsida, Lamiales, Lamiaceae. Gene Ontology annotation, cellular component: cytoplasm.